Messenger RNA from Diaporthe citri, 5232 nucleotides. RefSeq lists its product as uncharacterized. Gene Ontology annotation, molecular function: ATP binding; microtubule motor activity; microtubule binding. The transcript is spliced from 5 exons. NCBI's taxonomy places the organism in Eukaryota, Fungi, Ascomycota, Sordariomycetes, Diaporthales, Diaporthaceae. The record is from RefSeq and is a predicted model, not a curated record. Bases 1 to 5232 code for a protein of 1743 amino acids. Gene Ontology annotation, biological process: microtubule-based movement; mitotic spindle organization.
AUGACUUCACCUCCCAACUCUCCUGGGAACCCGCCCCAGCGACCGCAGAGCGCCAUGAUCCGACCGACCCAGAGGAGUAGCAGCCGGAUGAGCACGUCGAGCAAGGCUGGAGGCGGCAGCAGGGCUUCUGAUGAGGAUGGCCGAACAUCAGUCAAAGUUGCCGUGCGCAUCCGGCCCCCAUUAAAACCUACCGACCCGGGGUUCGACCUAAUCCCCCAGCGCUUCCAGAGAUCUAUGGUCCAGGUCAUGUCAAACACGACCCUGGCCAUCGAUGCGCCCCAGGGCCGCAAGUCUUUGUUUUCGACCGAGUCUUCUCCCCCGAGCGCCGGAAAGUCCUACACUAUGGGCACCUCUGGUCCUAACGAGCAAAACGAUUUAGACGUCAUGGGUGUGAUCCCUCGCGCGGCAACCGCGCUGUUCGAGAAGCUCGAUGGUCCCAAAGGUAACCCAAAUCGCGGUUCUAUGUCGCAGCUGCGCACUCCGGCGAGGUACUCUGCCCAGAUACCCGCGCGCAACGCAGACAAGCACUGGGCCCUGAAGGCGACCUACGUCGAAAUAUAUAACGAGCAACUGCGGGAUCUUCUGCUGCCCGAGCACAUACCUGCGCACGAACGCAGCCCCGUCACAAUUAGGGAAGACACUAAAGGCAACAUAAUUCUAACAGGGUUGCGGCAAAUCGAGGUUAACUCCGUGGAAGACUUGAUGAAUGCCUUGAAUUUCGGGUCGACGGUGCGACAAACUGAUGCAACCGCCAUCAAUGCAAGGUCAUCUCGAUCACAUGCUGUGUUCUCUCUGAACCUCGUGCAGAAAAAGCCUGGCUUCCCUGGGGGCCACGAUAAGCGACACUCUAUGCCGGUCGAGGCGAUGGCCGGCGGUGAGACCUGGACUACGACAGACAGCAAGAUGCAUUUCGUCGACCUGGCUGGAAGUGAACGCCUCAAGAACACCCACGCUGAGGGAGCACGAGCCAAGGAAGGAAUUUCUAUCAACGCUGGUCUAGCUGCACUGGGCAAGGUUAUCUCCCAGCUCUCUUCGCGGAGCGCGGGUGCACACGUCUCUUACAGAGACUCAAAAUUAACGAGACUCCUGCAGGACUCUCUUGGAGGCAAUGCGAUCACAUACAUGAUCGCCUGUGUGACACCAGCAGAAUUCCAUUUGAGCGAAACCCUGAACACCGUGCAGUACGCGCAGCGUGCUCGGGCUAUUCAGAGCAAGCCCAGGAUCCAGCAGGUCGAGGAGCGCGACAAGCAGGCCCUGAUAGACCGCCUCAAGGCAGAAGUAGCCUUCCUGCGCGAGCAGGUCAGAAGCUCUGAGCGGGCAGGAGGUGACAGGCGUGCGCUGCCCCCCGGGGAAAGGUCUGAGCGACAGAACGAGCGAGAAUCCGAAUUGCAAAACCAGCUCCUGGAUGCCCAAGAGAAUUAUUCGUCCCUGAGCCAAAGACAUGCCAAACUCAUCGCCGAAAUGGCCAAGGCAAGAGACAUGGAGGAGGCAGAGAAUGCUCAACACGAAGAGAGCUUGGGCGAGACCGCCACCGAGAGGCUGAAUCGAUCCAACAACUUCGCCCAGGCGGUCGAACAGGUCGUCCUCGAAUACGAGAAGACCAUCCAAGCACUGGAGCAGUCCCUCUCUGGCACACGAGGCACACUUCAUAACACGGAGACAAACCUUUUGGAAAAGGAGAGCAAGCUGGCAUAUGUCGAAACAAUCAACACGCAGCUCCAGACCCGACUUCAGAAGCUCAUGGACAGGGAAGCCAACACCGAGAAUUACCUCCACGAUCUGGAAGCCAAACUCGACGGACACACGUCCGGUGAGGAAAAGAACGCAACCAUCAUCACCGAGCUUCGUAAGGAGAUUGCUCGCGUGAGAGAGAAUGAGGCCAGCUGCGAAGAUUACAUUUCCACCCUCGAGGAGAGGUUAGCCGAGGCUGACCAGGACGCCGAGCUCAUGCAGCGCGAGAUUGACCGCCUGGAGCAAGUAGUCGAGCGCCAGCGAAGCCUUGGCAAGCUGGACUCCUUGUUGUACGAGCUGGACCACAUGCAAAAGGACUCGAGCGUUCCGGAGCCAGAGGCCGAGCUGAAUAACGGGACGAAUCACCGCCGGAGCGUGAACCGCAGCCUUGCCGAUCAUUCCCGUAGCCAAAGCGUCAGCGGCCGUCAAAGUCGCAUGGAAGAACCAAUUCCCGAGGACAGGGAGGAAGACAUACCCGAGGAAGGCGCCAUCUCGGCCAUUGCUGAGGAAGAGCACGACGCAGACGAGGGCGCCCGUACCAAGUCUGCUCCCGAGGCUGACUCACAGCUCGAGUACCCUACAAGCCCUGCCCAGUCGAAGUUCGUCCAGGACAAGCUGGAGAAUGUCACGCACGAGUUGAUGGGCCUCAGGGUCGAACACGAAAACACUCUCAACCAAUAUGAACUUCUGCACACCAAGUAUGAGGAGUCUCUCAGGACUCUGGCAGAAUUGCAAGAUACAAUCGACGAAGCCCGCCAUCCACACCGGCCGCGCGACUCUAUGCUAUCCGUCACUUCGCCGUCCGAGAACCAGACGAGGCCAUCCUCUUUUUUGUCGGAGCCGAGGUCGGGCCACACGAAGGAUGGCGGACCGCCGUUAUCCUCGCGUUCGCUAUCCUCGGAAUUAUCAUCAGCCAUGGAAUUCCCAGCUGUUGCGGAGGUUUCUGAUACGGAGACUGCGAAGCCCAAAUCUGAGGAUCGUGCCCCAGAGACCUCUCGGGAGCAGCCGUCAACAGCGGAGGCGCAUGGCCCAGCUAAUGACGAAACCGACAACUCAGCAUUGGCGAUAGAAAUUGAGCGGCUGGCAGCCCUAGCAGCCCAAAAAGAGGCAGCAGAAAAGCAGCUCGCCGAGAAGUACACCGAGCUCGAGAAGAAGCAUCAUGAGACCCUCGACGUUGUCGAAGAGCUCAAGACUGAGGUUGCAAAGGCCCGUCACAAUCUCGAACCGCCCUCGCCGAGAAAUGGCACACCCGUCAUUCGACGUAAAUCCAGUCAAAACGUGAUGAUCAUCGAUAGGGCGCACAGGUCAUUCGCGUCGCUCCGUAAUAUCGCCGCGGACAACUUCGAGGAGGACCCUGAAACAAUGCAGAACUUCGAGCUCAACCUGAACGCCGCUAUGCACGAGCUUCACGCCAGAUCGGAGAGGAUUCAGGAGCUCGAGGCUGAUGUGGCGAAUGCGAGAAAGGAGAUGGAGACCAAGAUGCAACUCAUCUCGGGCCUGACCCGUGAGCGCUCAAGCCUGAAGGCCUCCGCCAAAGAUGUCUCGCUCAUCUCGACGCUGAGAGAUCAGCUGGAGAAGAAUGAGCGACAGCUUCAUGAGAUGCAGGAAGCCCAUGCUGUGCGCGAGAAGGAACUCCAGAGCGAGAUCGAGAGUCUGCGUGUUUCAAUGGAGGCUGCUAAGACCGACGAGAAGAAAGCUGAAGCCGAUGUGCAUGUCGCAGAUCAGGGAGCUGUGCACGAGCAGAGAAUUGCGCAGCUCGAGGCUGACCUAGCGGAUUGGGAAAAUAAGCACACAUCAGCCUUGGACACCAUGCAAAGCACCGAGCAGCAGAUGCGCACCACCAUUGGAGACCUUGAGGCCCAGCUUGCCAGCGUCAGCGCCCAACUCAAAGACUCUCCUCGUUCGCCAGAGGAUCAGAGCGACGUACAGCAAGCCGAAACAAAGACCGAGGAACUCAUCUCCACGCUCCGCAGCGAGAUCGACGGGCACAAGGCCGUUAUCAGCAGCAAUGCUGCCAGGGUGACCGAGCUGGAAGAGGCGCACAGCGCUGUCAAGAAGGAGCUCGAGGAGGCUCAUAGGGCCCGUGAACUAGCCAUGUCAGAGGUUGAGGAGCACAAACAGCUGCUCGAAGGCCAUAGAGACGAGCUGGACAAGGUGCAGCAAGAAGCUGACCAGCAGAGGUCAGAGGCCGAGGCCCACAAGCACGAUGCUGAGACGCAUUCGCAACUCGUGUCGACACUCGAGAACCAAAUCUCUUCGCAUGAGCAGGUCAUCAAGACCCACCAGCGGAGCAUGGAGCUGCUCAGGACAACCCACGCCAAGGAGAUCGAGGAUCUCCAUGCUUCGUCGAAGCAGGAUGCCGAAGCGAGGGUAGAAGCUCUCAAGGCAGAACACGCCAAGCACACCAAGAAGCUCGAGAGCCAGCUGACCGAAGCGCGCGAGGACCUGAUGAAGGUAGCCACUCAGGUUGCCUUUGCACUUGGGUUGGACGUCAGCGUCGAACUCAUCUCGGAGCGCAUCGAAGACCUCAUCGCCGACCAGAAGGCCUUCACUGAGGAGCAGAAGAAGGCCACCGAGCUUGAAAAGGCGGUGCACGAAAUCUCCAACGUCAACGAUUCUCUCACGCAGGAUCUGGAGUCCGUCAAGUCAACAUUGUCUGAUAUUCUCUUGGAGCAAGGCGCCGAGCUGAGGAGCCCAUACCCGUCCGUGACUGAGCAAGCCACCGUGAUCAAGAGGAAGAUGGUGGAUCUGCAGAGCAGGAACAAGAAGAACUCGCGCCUGGUGGACGAGCUUGAGGAACAACUGCAGAGCAACUUCGACCAAGUCCAAAUGACGAACAACCGGCUGUCGACUCUUCAUGAGCGCAACACUCAGCUGGAGGAGGCCCUUAAUGCCAAGAACACCCUGCAGAACGAGCUGAACUCGCUGAGAGAGCAAUAUGCAUCUCUCCAGAACAAGAUGAACAAUGGUGUUAACGGCGACACCAUGGGGCGCUCUGAUUCGCUCAACGGCCAAGUGCGCAAGUCCGCGUCCGUCACCUCGCUACCUUCACCACCUCCAGCAAUUCCACUGCCUCCAUUGCCUGGCGGCGUCUCCUCCUCUGGCACAACAUCGCCCAUUCCUGGCAUGCGCCCGCCGUCCAAGGACAUGGCAAUGCACCAUAUCCAUGAGGACCAGGAGGCCCGCAUCCGCACGAUCGAGAAGCACCUCUCGGCGGAGAAGCAGCUCACGUCGACCCUGGAGGAGGCGCUCACCGACCUAGAGCGGCAGUCCAACAAGGUCAAGGCGGACUGCGACGCGUGGCGGCGCCGAUGCACGGAGCUUGAGACAGAGAUGAAGGCCCUCAAGGAGAAGCCGUCGCAGGACCCGCGCUGGAGCCUCCAGCAGGUCGAGGAGGAGCGCAAGAAGCGCGAGGCUGCGGAGAGGGCGCGCGCGCACCUCGAGGAGAGGAUGAACGCCAUCAACAAGAAAAAGAAGAAGGGCAGCCUGAACUGCUUCUAA